UGUUUGUGAAAACGGUUUCGUUGUGUUCGCAGAGCCAACAUGGGAAAAAACCAAGUGACGUUGAAGGCUUUGCAGUCGGAAUAGCGCCACGGGUACGAACGCGCGACCGUACAGGGACGUCCCAGACCAGCUCUUCCAGCGUCACCCGAAACGCGCCCCGGAAAGCAGAGAAAACGGCAAAACGGCUUUAUAAAUAAAAGUGCACCAUCAGCCUGUUCCGGUAGUUCGUUGAGUGUCGUGCUUGCUGCUGGUAAAGUGUUUGACGGAGCAACUGUGUGUGGGUGUGUGUACGUUUGGCAGGAAUGUGGUGCCCUCCGUCUUUGCUGGUGCGAUAGCUGCAACAACUUCUAGCUGACACGAAACGGGGCUGUCAUAGUGACGACGUCUGCUCGCGCCGGCAAGGAUGAUGGUGCGCGUUGAACCACGGUGAGAAGCUGGCAGCACAUCAAAGCCGUCGAUUGUAAGCGCAGCGCCAGCAAGCUGUUGUUACCCUCGGUCACCCUGUUGUCUAGAGGACACACGCAUACACACACAGCUACACCAUCGGAGGAUUGAUUUUCUCCAUCAGCGGCGCCUUAUUUCAGUGAAGGAACACGGCAAGCCGAAGGUUGGCUGUAUCGUUCGUACACGGAACAAAGGGCGAAAGCGAGCUUAUAGCAAAUUGGACGAAUGAACCCGCCCGAGUGAGCGGGUGCGCGCGUGAGUGUGUGGUGUGGAAAACGCUCUCAACCGUGAAUUAGCACGCGAAACAUAAACACACAGGCACGCAGGCACGAGCAACCAACGCAUUAAAGGGAAUAGGGCGUAAAGUCGAACGCGUUAGCACGCACGAGAACCGCGGCGAAGGAGACAAAGAGAGAGAGUGUGUGGGAGUGGGAGAGCGAGAAAGGCCUUCAAGGUGGAAGGAGUCGCACGGGAGCGGAACCACGCACCACGAUGCCACAACAGCGAAAGGCGACGGCGGCGGAAAGACCGAGUGCGGCGCGCCGUACGACGCCCCUAUAGCGGGAGCCGGUAGACGCGGCGGGCGGCCAGCUCAACCCGAUGGAGACCGGUGCGGAGUACGGUCACGCCGCCGGCCUCCACCAUCAUCUGCCCCCGCAGCUCGCCAAGGAGCUGUCCCAUCACCAUCACCAACAAGCCCAGCAGCAGCAGCAGCAGCAGCAACAGUCAUCGUCACACCAUCGUAACCAUGCACACCAAUCGCAGCAAUCGCAUCAUGCGAAGUUGCUUCAGCAGCAGCAGCAGCAGCAGCAGCACCAAUCCCAACCCGCCUCCCAACCACACACACUGGCAGCAUGGUACGCUGGUGCGGCGGCCAGUGGGACGCUCCGCUCGGCCAGUUCCGGCCGGCGGGCAUCGUACGGCCACAACCACUACGGUUCACAGCAGCAGCAGCAGCCGACGCUGGCAUUGCCACCGUCGGCAGUCAAUUACCACGACAUGGCCGACACCGUCUCGAUCGGCAGCGGGCACUCGGCACAGCGCUACAUCGAAACGUCGCAUCCGCAACAGCAGCAGCAGCAGCAGCAGCAGCAUCAACAUGCACUGCGGGGAGAGACCGCGACACUGGGCCGGGGCAGUGUCGGCGGGCUGCUGAUCGAUCGGCACGGCAGCACGGACCGGUUCGGUGCACUGGACGAUCCGCUCAGCACGGCCUGCCUGCAGCCACCGUCGCCGGCACCGAGCAACGACCACUACGUGAUGGGACUGCCAGCGCCCGGGCCGGCCGGCGGCCAUCAUUACGGCACCGACAGUGGCCGGCACUACGGCACGAUCCAGCGCCGUACCGCGAGCCCCUCGAACAUCAGGUACCGGCACAGCUUGACGGAGAACUAUCGGGACAUUUCGCCGCAGUGCGACCGGUACGUACCGCCGCCGGCCCACUUUCUCGGCGCCGACACCUACGGCUACCUCGGCUCGAACGUGCACACGCCGAUCAAGCGGUACGUGCCGACGCCACCGCCCCAGGAGUCACCCUAUCCGCCGCUGUCCGGCGCCGGCCCCUCGAACGCCAAAACGCAAGCCCUCAUGAUGAGCGCCCUGCUCGGCCAGGGCGCUGGGCUGCAUCUGGCCGGUUCCCAUCGUACCGGCGGCCCAUCCAACGCGCACCCCACUCCUUCGCAGCAGUAUGGGUACGCGGGCGCCAGCAGCACACUGCCGUACGGGUUUCGCGUCAAGAGCGGAGCGGGAAGCAGCAGUGGCCCCGAACCGACCACCAUAUCGCCGCCGAAGGGUUUCGAAACGCCCGACCACCAUUACGGCACCAGCAGCAGCAGCACACCGAUGACCGCCAGCAGCAACGGCAGCGGCAGCCUCAGCACACCGCCAGCCCGUGUUCGACCGCCCAAGUGCCCGGGGAGUACUAAUGGGGCAGCGCCACCACCAACGGCGCACAGCACCUCGACGCUGCCCCACGGCGCGGGUCAUGUGUCGCGCAGCAGCAGCCGCCACUCGCAAGGAUCCUCCAGCGUCGGUGGAGUUGGUGGCCUGAGCGUCAGUAGCAGCACCAGCAACGGCUACCGUAUGUCCCGCACGUCGUCGGCCGAGUUUUUGGACCAGCCACGGGCCGCAAGCUACCGCGUGUCGACCCCGGUCAGCGUGAUGAGCGAGCCGAACGCGGGCUCGAACGGGGGCAGCGCCUCCUGUCUGCACUGCAGCACACUGCGGCGCACGACCGGCGUCCACCAGACGACGCAAACGACCGGACCGAUCAGUCCGCAGCCAAAUGGGGGCCUGCCGGAGGGCGGCUGCCACUCGGUGCCGGCCAGCCCGGCCUCACUCACCUCACCCCAGCCACCAGCGGCGACCGGCGGUGGGAUCGUGUCGUCACCCCACGCACAGCACCAGCACCAUCUGCUUGCAGCACAGUAUGGCCAGCAAGCGCAACAGCAGCACCUUCCACCGCAAGUUCAAGCCACAAUCGCACAAUCGCAACACUCCCAGACGUACGACACGGAGGGUGGGGUAGGCGCGUCCCCCCUGGACGGAGGCGCUACGAUCCCCCGGAACGCGGCCAAGCACCAGUUUGGCCAGUCGGGCCCGGCGAGGAACGAGCCACCGUCGAUGGAAAGUCUGCUCAGUGCCAGCAGCAGCCGAUCGUUGUUGAUGCAGCAACAAUACGCCCUACAGCAACCGCUCCCAUCCCAGGCGGGUGGGCCCACUGCAAACCAGCAGCAAGCGGUGGCACCACAGCAACAACCACCACCACCAUCAGCUUCCUCCCUGCAGCCGCCGACCGCGUCUAGUGCGUCCGGCACGCCCGUAAUGCCGCAACCAGCCAGCCAACCCUCGCAGCAACAGCAAUCCGUACCACCGCCACAGCAACUGACCAGCCCCACGGAGCCACACACGUCGCAGCACCAACCGGCGGCACCGGUCCCCUCGCCACAACCGACAGCACCGGCCGUACCGCCACCACCGACCCUCAUGAUGUCCUCCCAGCAACCGAUGUCGUCCUCACCGGCCUGCGUGCCGUACGCCAUGGCAGCGCACGUGCUACCGCCACCGCCGCAGCACGCCGCCGGAUCGCUGAACGAUUCGCCCGCUUCCACGCUGCAGCGCAGCAGCAAUGCGCAGCUGCUGCGCAUCCCGCAGAGCAAUCUGUCGUGCAAGCAGCGCGCCAAGGAGUACGUGCGGCGCGAGACGGCCAAAUUCUUCGGCGUGCCGAUCCAGGACGAGGAGUACGAGCGGACCAAGUGGGAGGACCGGCAGCGGCGGUUCGCCUGCCGCCGGUUCGGCUCGCUGCGCGACGAUUACGAUGGGCGCGAGGUCAUGGUUGGGCCGGGUCAUCCUGGGGAUGGCGGGGCGCAUCACCAUCCUCACCACCACCAUCACCAUCAUCAUGGGCAUCAGCCGGGCGUACCGUUGCCACCGUCCGACCGGCCCGACAUACUGCCCGCCCAGAGCCAGGACGAGCGGGAAACGGAGCUGAGCAGGCGGCAGCGUGCCAACCCGCACUACGCCUCCGCCCAGGACCGGCAGGGCGGGGACGUGUAUCUGAUACGGGCGGAGCGGAAACCCUCCGUACCGGCGGUCAUUUGCAGCGGGUUGCGCUUCCUGGUGCAGAGCAUUACGCGGCGGCGGCUGCGCACACAGCACCAGUGGUCGCGUAGCUUUGCGCCGGCCCACGUUGAGCUGACGGGGACGGAUGGGACCGACGGGUCGGAGGUGCACUGUGACGGGUUGGCUCCGCUGCAGGACGGGGAAGCAUUUUUCGACACACCGACGGCACAGAUCGGACCGGUGGAGCGGGCGGGCGGCCAGCAGCUGCAGCAGGUACACGACAACUCCCGCCAGCUGUUCGUGUCGGACGGGGAUCGGGCGACGGGCAGUGGGAUCAUUAACGGGUGGCGAACCAAAUCGGCGGAACUGCACCAUCACCACCAGCAGCAGCAACAGGCGGCAGCGGUUCAGGCCGGUCAGCAGGGCCAGCAAGGAGCGGUACUGCAGGAGCAGGCUGGCCACGGUGCGGCCGGCGGAAUCUACGGACAGCGCAUCUCCUCCCACAUCCUGGACGGUGUGCUGGACAACUCGCUGCGGCCGGUGCGCAACCGGGUGAAGCUGCUGCGGCCGAACCUGCUCGACGAGCGGUACGACUAUCGGCCGUUCUUCACCUACUGGAUCAACACGGUGCAGAUCGUGGUGAUGAUCCUGUCGCUGAUCUGCUACGGCUUCGGUCCGAUCGGGCUCGGUAUGGAGUACCGGUCGGCUCAGGUGCUCGUCACAAGCUUAAGCUUGCAGCAGGUACACCAUCAGGAACCGCGCAACAUUUGGAUCGGGCUGCGGAGCGCGGACCUGAUACAUCUCGGCGCCAAGUACGGGGCGUGCAUGCGGCGCGACACCAAGAUACUGGACGUGGUGUCGCGGACCCGGAAGCACGAGCGAGAAACGGCCUGCUGCAUACGGAACGACGAUUCUGGCUGCGUGCAGAGCUCUCAGGCGGACUGCUCCAUCCGGGGAUGGCCCUCGAAAACGAUCGCCACUUGGAAGAAGUGGUCACCGGGCGAAUCUGGCCCGGGCGGCCGCAUCUCCGGCAGCGUCUGCGGGCUCGACCCAAAGUACUGCGACGCUCCAGCCUCGAUCGCACCGCACGAGUGGCCGGACGACAUCACCAAGUGGCCGAUCUGCCGGAAGAACAACCAGCUGUCGCAGCGGUUCCGCUUCAAGGAUCACACCGCCGAACACAUGGUGUGCGAGGUGAUUGGCCACCCGUGCUGCAUCGGCGUGUACGGCGAGUGCCGCAUCACGACCAGAGAAUACUGUGAUUUUGUGCACGGGUACUUUCACGAGGAGGCGUCCCUCUGCUCGCAGGUCUCGUGCUUGAACGAUGUGUGCGGCAUGUUCCAUUUCAUGGCCGUCGACUACCCGGACCAGUUCUAUCGGCUCUUCACGUCGCUUCUACUGCACGCCGGGCUCAUCCAUCUGAUCGUCAGUGUCGCCUUCCAGCAUCUGCUGUUGGCCGAUCUGGAGCGCCUGAUCGGGCCGCUGCGCACGGCCAUCCUGUACAUUGGGUCGGGCAUUGCCGGGAAUCUGACGAGCGCCAUCUUUGUGCCGUACAAGGCGGAGGUCGGACCGCUACCGUCAAUUGCGGGCGUGCUGGCAUCGCUGAUGCUGCAGCUCGUACUGUGCCACUGGAAGAGCUUGAAAAAACCACACCUAGCUAUGAUCAAAUUGCUUACCCUCGGCUGCACCCUGUUCGGGCUGGGGACACUGCCACUGCAGCAGAACUUUACCGGGCUGAUCGCCGGCCUGCUGACCGGUAUAGCGCUCACGCUAGCAUUUGUACCAUUUGUGAACGUAACGAAACAUAGUCGUAAGAGUAAGAUCAACCUCAUCUGGACGUGCGUGACGCUACAGUUUGUGCUGUACGCGGUCAUGUUCAUCAUCUUCUACGCCUUCCCGACGCUGUUCGAGUCGCUCAACUUUAUCGACGGCAACCAACUGCUGGACCCGAACGCGGGCCACGGCUACCACGACCAUUACAGCCUGUACGAUGGGUACAACAACUACAAUCCGCUCGGUGGCGGUGGCGCUCCCACCGGUGGCCAUACACCGGGCGGGGGCCAGCACAACCAUGCGCACGGAUCGGGCAUUGGUGGUGGUGGUGGUGGUGGCAAUGGUGGAAAUCAUAUUAUCGGUACGUACAACAACAAUUACAAAUCUUCCGGCGGCGGCGGCGGUGGCAAUGUAAUGCACAAUCAUCACGAUUACACUGGCGGUGGUGGUGGGACUGGCGGUCCUACGAAUCGGAAUGUUGGCGGUGCUGGUGGAUCGGGCCGCGGCAGCUCGGCCGGCAACAAUCUGCUGAAAACGAUCAGCCUGUGCGAGAAGGGCCAGUGCGUGGUGAGGCAGCCGCGCCAGACGGACACGAAUGCAUGACGGCGAUGUUUUCUGCUCUUCACCGCGCUCGAGCUGUGCUUCGUCCUGCUCGUGCUGCUCGUGCUGUACGAUGUGGACGACUUUCAGAUAGUGUAUCAGUUUGUGCUGCAUUGAGCUUCUAUUUCUUCUUCUUCUUCUUUUUAAAAAAAAAUGGAGGAAUGUGCAAAUCGUAGGUAACGUAGAAGAACACAGGGUAAGGACAUUUGUUUUCCCCCAUAUGUAAGCAGCAGCAGCAGCAGCAACUCAUUGUGAUCCAAAGCAAGAAAGACAAAAAAAGCCCGUUAGUAGUGCGAGUUCAGGUGCGUCCCAUUUAGUCAGGUCACCCUCCCCCCCCAGCGAAAGGAAGCUCUCACUGCAAAAACACACAUAAGAAGAAGAGGAAGAAAAAGUGACCCAUAUUGUUACAACAAAUGUGCAAAAAAUGUGCAAUUUCACUGCGACUGCGAACGUUGAACGCGAGAGGUGCAAGUUAGCAAAACAGAACAAACGAAACACGAAGUACGCGGAAUUGUGAAUCAUGACCAAUCAACACACACGGCUCCAACAAUCAUAAUCAUCAUCAUCAUCGUAUCAUUCUUAUCAAUCGUUCGUAGCGUAUUUAUCACCUCUAAUUAUAUCCAUACCAGCAUCAUCAUCAUUACUAAGACGUACAUGAAUAUAGUUACUUUAAGUAAUACUCAUCGCCAGCAUAGCUAACGAAUCAAAACAAGAAAGCGCCCAAAACAGACGAAAGUAAAGGGAUCUUGCUGCUCCCAUGCUUUCGGUUUAAUGCUGCCCGUUUCCGUCCCUUGCCGGGCCUGGGUUGUUGGGACAGUGUAAGUUGCGUUUAGACGUUUUUUACCACAAACGAGACGGAAAAAAGGGGAAAUUUGUUAGUAGCGAGAAAGGUAGACACCUGGUUCCUUUUUCCAUUUGUUUAAAAGUCAUAUACGCCCUUGUUGAACUGGAUUGUGCGUUAUUAACCCACUUAAUUGUUACUGUUAUCUGCGUUUAUGCUUCUAGUUUUUUGUUUUUGUUUGCCAUACACAUAUCUCAUCCUUUACUUUGUCCGACCAUUUUCAUAAAACACCAGCAGUCCGUGUUCCGGUUUUGGCCGCGCGAAGCGGCCGCCUGUUUGCUUGCUUACGGUGAAGCAAAGAGGGGCAAACAUGUGGCAAACUCUGUAGUUGAUGGCGGGAUAACACGUAAACAUAAAAUAAGAAAAAACAAAACAAAACUGUAGCAUUUAUGAAAGUAUGACAACAACAAAACGCCCAUGCUGCAAGACUCGUCUGGGUGUGACAAAUUUAUGAAAAAAGGAAAAAAAAUGAUAAAUCCCCGUCAUGCGCCCGACACUACCGCCGUGGGAUGGAAGUGGACUAGAAGGCCGAGACGGAGUUUUUUGAAUGCCCGCUAAUCAAGCCCGUAAUCUAGUAAUAAAACACAUUAGCAAACAUUAUCCAGUACAGAGGAAUACAACAAAGAAAGAACCCGAUGAAAAAGAGAGAGAAAAGAAACACAAAAACAAAAAACGAAGAAAAAGAGCUAAAAUAUACACAAUUAAUAACGAAAAGAAAGAAGAGAAGAGAAACAAACAAAAACACACAGACACCCAUAAAACAACAAACCACAGAAAGCGAACAGCAAACUAAAUAAGAAGCGAACAGAUACACAAAGCAAGAAAACAAACAAACACACACACACAAUCUAGGCAAAACCGUAUUGUAAUAACACUCUAGAUAAGCGAUACCCCAAUUCUUAGAAUUGUCCCCUCAGUUAGUGAAAAUGAAAAGGAAAGUAAUGAACGAAACAAAAGAGCAAAAAAAAACGCAGGAAACCCCCCGCAGAGGAAAUGGACGACAACGGUACACAUUCACAGUAAACACACACACACACUCACACAAGCAAAAGCAAAGUAAUUGAUAAAACCAACACACACACACACACAAAAACG
Anopheles arabiensis is the source of this 8314-nucleotide messenger RNA. RefSeq names its product inactive rhomboid protein 1-like. Gene Ontology annotation, biological process: regulation of epidermal growth factor receptor signaling pathway; regulation of protein secretion. Gene Ontology annotation, molecular function: serine-type endopeptidase activity. The record is from RefSeq and is a predicted model, not a curated record. NCBI's taxonomy places the organism in Eukaryota, Metazoa, Arthropoda, Insecta, Diptera, Culicidae. The coding region runs from base 1045 to 6381 and encodes 1778 amino acids. Gene Ontology annotation, cellular component: endoplasmic reticulum membrane. The transcript has 8 exons.